AUGGUGAUCGGCUACUGUGCAGCAUUGGCUUGCUUUCCAGACUACUGGUGGACCUGCACGCUUUGCUUCGGGAUCCCCUUCUCGUACAUCGCCAUCCAGAACAUCUACAUCGAUCACGAUGUGAUGCAUGGUGCCACUUUCCCGGUGUACGAGUGGCAGCGUUUUUUGACCCACCCAUUUGCUGACUUCUUCAGCUUGCCGUGGGAGGAAUUCGUCCUCGAGCACAACAGGCACCAUGCCUCAACUGUGGACUUGCUGAUCCAGGGUGAGUUCGGCUGGGACCCCGAGGAGUUCCACUACGCCCUGCAGCAGUGGGCCGGGCCAUGGAGCUCCAACUGGUACAAGUACCUGCUCACCGUGCCCUUCAUCCCUGUGAUCCACUUCUUUGGCCUGAACGACACCGGCUCCCUGUUCGCCUUGGAGUGGUGGAUGCACUUUCCCGACGAGGGCGCAGGUGGCAAGUGCAACAAGGAGUUUUGGAGCAAGUGGAUUCCACGCCGCGUCAAGCACAAUGCCUUCGUGCUCUCCCUGUGGGCGUGCGUGUGGCUGCUCGGCACUUACCCUCUGGGACGUCCUCUGAGCGAGGGCUGGCGGUUUAUGUUCACCGUGUCCGUCUUCGCUCGCAUCGGCUACUCCGCGGCCUGGAUGUUCAUCACCAACUUCACUCAUAGCUUGCCUUGGAACGAGUUCCUGGCACAGGAUCCGGGCCGCACCUGGCCUGUCCUUCACAACGUGAUGGCCAUGGUCCUUGGAGGAAAGCACCGCUGGAACGAGAUGCUCUUCCACGAUGUCCAUCAUGCGUUCCCAAAUGCUGUCGGCACGCUGAGCCAGCGCGGCCGCUUCCACGGCUGGGAGAAGGCUCUUCGGUUCAUGAUGCAGCUGCAGAAGUCCUUCACCGUGGGCUUUGGAAACCCAGAUGCAGAAGACGCAGAAGAAGCGCUCCUUGAUGAUGAAGCAGGGCAAAUGAGCGUGUCAGGCAGCCUGGACAAGCGCAACCAGGCAGGCUCCGGAGGUCGCGGCUUACGAGUGCCGUUCUCGGGCUUGGAGCGGCCUAAGAGCGGCGGGAUCCUCUCCGUCCUCGAGGACAUGAAGUCCAAGGCCCGCGACAAUCUGAACACCUUGGUCUCAGAGGACAAGAAGGCCCAGCACAGCUUCGCCAUGCUGCAGCAGUCACUUCAGAUGCAGAUCGCCGCCGACAAGAAGGAGAUGGAGCAGACCAAGGCCGUCAAGGCCGAGGCCUCCGAGAGCAAGGCCACCGCAGAGGGCGACCUCACCGGCUCCGAGAAGGACCUUGCCAACGACAAGGCAUCCCUUCAGAAGCUGGAGGCGAGCUGCUCCCAGGCGACUGCCGACUUCGAGGAGUCCAAGGCGAGCCGCGCCGAGGAGCUGGAGGCCCUGAAGAAGGCUGAGGAGGUUCUCGCGGAGAAGACGGGCAAUGCCCAGGCGAGCGUCUACAAGGCCAUGUUUCUGCAGGUGAACGAGCACAGCCAGACUCGAUCCAACAGCUCCCAGCCUGACAUCAGGAGCUUCGAGGUCGUCAAGAUGGUGCGCACGCUGGCUAAGAAGUCCCAGUCCAGUGGCCUGGAGACGUUGGCCUCCAACAUCGAGUCGCUCUUGCAGACACGCCAGUCCGAAGACGUCUUUGCCAAGGUCAAGGAGCUCAUCCAGAACAUGAUUGACAGCCGCAAGGAGGAGGCUGCAGCCGACCAGACAAAGAAGGCUUAUUGCGACGAGGAGAAGGCCAAGACGAAGGACAAGGUGGACGACCUCACCAGCACCAAGGAGAAGCUGUCGGCCAAGGUGGACAAGAAGUCCUCCGAGUCCGAGACUCUGAAGAGCGAGGCGGCCACACUGCAACGGGAGCUUGCAGAGCUCGCCCAGUUGCAGAUUGAGAUGGACGAGACUCGCAAGGAGGAGAGCACCGCCUUCAAAAAGCAGAAGGAGGACCUCGAGGCCGGCUUGGAAGGUGUGCGCUCGGCACUCACCGUGCUGCGAGACUACUACGCGUCUGGCACGGCUCUCCUCCAGCAGCCGGACCUCGGCUUCGCAAAGUCGAGCAGCGCCUCCACCGGUAUCCUCGGCAUGCUGGAAGUCGUGGAGAGCGACUUCGGCCGGAGCCUCGCCCAGGCCGAGACGGCCGAGGCUACGAAGGCAGAGGACUACGAGUCCAUGACCAAGCAGAACAAGCUCACCAAGGUGCAGAAGGAUCAGGAUCAGAAGUACAAGACGAAGGCAGCUACUGCCUUGGACCAGGCAGUCGGGGACCUGUCUUCCGACGGGGAGUCCACCAAGGACCUUUCAGCGUGGAGCCCGAUCGGCUCAAAAGGAACACAUGAAAGACUCGCCAAAGCCGCCAUGGGCGGCCGGGGAAAGGGCAGAGCCCAGUGGGUGGCACGAGCGCCGGCAACGGAAGACUGGCCGACAGCCGACGACAGGCGCUUUGUCACGGAGCUCAAUGCACUCUCCGUCGAGUACUCCUCAGCCGGGUUUGGCGACCCGGGGAUGCUCACCGCCGGCAAGGCACGUAGGCAGCUCGCCUUCGCUGAAACUGCAAGGCGCAGAUGGCCAAAUUUCGGCGAGUUCUGGACUGAGGAGGUCCCGCAGUGGAGCACUCCCAAGGUGGACCUGAAGUGUGACUUCUGGCAAGCCGGGCACAAGCGCUACUUGGAGGCUUUGCAUCGCUACGUGCGCGGCCUCGCCUCAGAUGCGGACGUGCGCGCGAAAAUGCAGCUGCUGUCCGAUCUGGGCUUCCGACUCAUUGAAAGCUUUGUCUCCGAGGAGGAAGAGUCGGAUCUGAUGAACUACUGGUCUGCCGACGGCCCGGUCUAUGCCUUGGGCACCGAAGAGAAACGGUCCAGGCGCAGAUUCUUCAACUAUGGUCCCAUUCUCCCCAAGGAGACGCAAGGAACCACCAAAUCCACCUUGCAUGUGAUCCCGAGCGUCUUCGGCGCGAUGCCGCCUGUGGUUGAGAAGCAAAGGCUCCAAGCACGGAUCCGCGAGUCAUCGCCGGUUGCGCCGGAGGCAGAGGACGACUUCGACCAGAUGUACGUCAAUUUCUACGAUUCAUCGAUUAACAGUUAUAUCGAUUACCAUCAUGACCACAUGUCAUGCAUGAAGGGGACGGUGGCUGGCGUGAGCCUGGGCUCCGCCUGCAGGCUUCGGCUGAGACCUCUCGAGUUUCGGGUCGCUGACGAAGCGCUGUGCAUCGAUCUCCCCAGCCGUUCCCUCUUCUUCUUGAGCGGCCUUUCCCGCUGGCACCUGCAGCACGCUAUCAUGGACAUGAGGCAUGACCGACUCUCCCUGACUUUCCGGACGGUGGAUCGGUCUGGAAGCCGUUCGCAGCUCUGGAACCGCAGCUGGGCACAGCUUCGUGGAGCGGAGGCAGCGAAUGCUCUAUGGCCUUUGGUGACUCCAGAGGGCUGGGAGUUGCACCGCCUGGAGCGUUGGAACUGGCGUUCCGAAGAGCCGGAAAGUCACAGCUACUACCGCGUUCGACGUUCCAAGGGCGGGGAGACUGCGGCGACUGGGAACUCUUCCAAGACCGCCAGCGGGAUGCAGGGCGAGGCCCACAACGGCGCUGCAGAGUGGCCAACUCCCUCCCGGCUCGAGGACCUGGGCCACUUCUUUGAGGGCAAGUCUGCGGGCCGUCAGAAGGGCCGGGGGCGCAGCUUCUACCGACCGCGGCAGCAGCAAGUGCAGCAGCUCUUCGAAUGCGCUGAGACACUGCACGACGCAGCGCGGCGGCGGGGAGAAAAGGGCCCUCCGCUUCUUCCGAGCGACCGCGCGACCGACUGCUUGAGCGCAGGCCCCGAGCUUUUGCGAGAGCCUUGGAAAUGUCCGCAGGAAGAGCUGUCCGCCGUCCUGACCUACCAGGAACUCCGAGGAGCCCGGGGCAAUCUCCGAAGCUCCUCUGAAGCCUCCAAGCCUGAAUACUUCCAUCCUCCGGCGCCAGCGAAGGAGAGCCUGGCCAAGCAGUGCUACGACGGUGGCCUCUCCUACGAGGAGAAGGCGGCGAAGCGCCAGGAAGAGAUCGACGGGCUCAAGGAGGCGUUGGUGUCUCUGGGUGGCACGGAUCUGACGGCCGUGUUGCUCCAGAACAAGGGCCUCCGCGGAUCCGUGAAGCACUGA
Molecule: messenger RNA, 4128 nt
Organism: Symbiodinium sp. CCMP2592
Lineage: Eukaryota; Dinophyceae; Suessiales; Symbiodiniaceae
Source: the annotation of a GenBank genome assembly